UCCGGUGCGGACCUUCCUCUCUUCCUCUGCAUCGGGACGCAACCAUGGUGAACGUCCCGAAGACCCGCAGGACCUACUGCAAGAAGUGCAAGAAGCACCAGCCCCACAAAGUUACCCAGUACAAGAAGGGCAAGGAUUCCCUCUAUGCUCAGGGUAAGAGGAGAUAUGACAGAAAGCAGAGCGGCUAUGGCGGUCAGACGAAGCCCAUUUUCCGUAAAAAGGCCAAGACGACAAAGAAGAUCGUGCUGAGGCUGGAGUGUGUUGAGCCCAACUGCAGGUCCAAGAGAAUGCUGGCUAUCAAGCGAUGCAAGCACUUCGAGUUGGGUGGCGACAAGAAGAGAAAGGGCCAGGUCAUCCAGUUUUAAGCUGUGGACCAUUCUCUCUGAUCUGUCACCAUUUUCAAUAAAUGUCUUCAAAGUUA
This is a messenger RNA of Synchiropus splendidus (mandarinfish), 421 nucleotides long. It is a transcript of the gene rpl36a, whose product is annotated as ribosomal protein L36A. Gene Ontology annotation, biological process: translation. The coding region runs from base 45 to 365 and encodes 106 amino acids. The record is from RefSeq and is a predicted model, not a curated record. NCBI's taxonomy places the organism in Eukaryota, Metazoa, Chordata, Actinopteri, Syngnathiformes, Callionymidae. The transcript is spliced from 5 exons. Gene Ontology annotation, molecular function: structural constituent of ribosome. Gene Ontology annotation, cellular component: ribosome; cytosolic large ribosomal subunit.